AAAUAGACAUUAAUUAAUUACUUUAAUCAAUCUGAAUUCUCAUUAAAAUCGACUAAAAUACAAUUCAGCGAAGCUAUUGCGUAAUUCUCUAGUUUUGAGUUUCUUACACGUAACCGACCGCAUCGCGCGGUCUGAAUUAGUUGCUGUGCUACAAACUUUUAAAAGAUCGCAGAAAAAUGGAUAUAUCGCGAGAGCGAUAUAUAUUCCGCACCAAAGAACAAAUUGAAAAAUCAAAAAAUAAAUUAACACCGAAAUAUGAGGAGUUAGCAGAUCGAUACAGUUUUAUUUGGAACUGGAAACCACAGACUGAUAUAUGGCCAUUGUCAUAUAGCCGCAGUAUCCUGGUUAGUAUGGCGACGCUUACUGGUAUAUAUCUUAAUCAUCGAUUUAGAGCAAGGCUAAAGAUGCGAAAUUAUGGUGCAAUACCUACAUUUAUAGGAGUUACAACAACCUCAGCUGCAACUACAGCUUAUAUUCAUACAGAGUUUGUCCUGAAUAAAUUAUUAUUAUUAGAGAUACCAUGUGCUUUAUGCUUGGAGUCUCAGUCUGCUUUGUUACAAAGUUGUACUGGAGUGUUUCUACCACUAAUACUCAUACCAUUUGGAAACUUCUCAAUUGCUGCUGGCAGUGGAGUAUAUAAUGUACCACACAUAAGUGACAUAAAAGGAAUAUUUAGAACUAUUUUCUCGACUUAUCAGCCAUUGAUUCCAAAAAUUGUAACAAUUUUCACUUUUCAAACACUAAUAGCUGGUUUUCUAACAUAUUCAGAAAUAAAAUCUUAUCUUCGUGUAUUAGAUUUACAAUAUUUGCUCAAUUAA
Messenger RNA from Pogonomyrmex barbatus (red harvester ant), 818 nucleotides. Its product is annotated as transmembrane protein 126. The record is from RefSeq and is a predicted model, not a curated record. Gene Ontology annotation, biological process: mitochondrial respiratory chain complex I assembly. Lineage: Eukaryota; Metazoa; Arthropoda; Insecta; Hymenoptera; Formicidae. Gene Ontology annotation, cellular component: mitochondrion.